Messenger RNA from Leptonychotes weddellii (Weddell seal), 3268 nucleotides. NCBI's taxonomy places the organism in Eukaryota, Metazoa, Chordata, Mammalia, Carnivora, Phocidae. The record is from RefSeq and is a predicted model, not a curated record.
AUUUACUACUUAAUAUUUUCUUUCUCAUAUUCCACAUAUAUGGAGCACCAGAAUAUUUGGAAUAAGUAAUAGUACCACCAAUAUUUUAUUCCUAUCUUUUGAAAUAAGAGAAUGUAUAAUUUUGCAGAUAUGUCAAACCAAAAUUUCAUUUGUUUUCAAGGAUUAAGAUGCUGAUUCUUCCCCCAGUUCCAGUUCCAAAGAUUAAAGGAAUUGAUCCAGAUCUCCUCAAGGAAGGAAAAUUAGAAGAGGUGAACACAAUCUUAGCCAUUCAUGACAACUAUAAACCUGAAUUCUACAACGAUGACUCUUGGGUUGAAUUCAUUGAAUUGGAUAUUGAUGACGCAGAUGAAAAGACUGAAGGAUCAGACACAGACAGACUUCUCAGCAACGACCAUGAGAAAUCACUUAACAUCCUCGGGGCAAAGGAUGAUGACUCUGGACGUACCAGCUGUUAUGAGCCUGACAUUCUGGAGACUGAUUUCAAUGCCAGUGAUGUGUGUGAUGGUACUUCAGAGGUUCCUCAGCCACAGAGGUUAAAAGGGGAAGUAGAUCUCUUGUGCCUUGACCAGAAGAAGCAAAAUAACUUACCCUCUACUGAUACUGCCCCUACCACUCAGCAGCCCAGUGUUAUCCUGGCAAAGGAAAACAAACCAAGACCGCUCGUGAUUAGUGGAACGGAGUCAACUCAUCAAGCUGCCCAUCCUCAGCUGAGCAACCCGAGUUCACUGGCAAACAUCGACUUUUAUGCCCAGGUAAGCGACAUCACUCCAGGCGGGAGUGUGGUCCUUUCCCCAGGCCAAAAGAAUAAGGCAGGGAUAUCCCCGUGUGACAGGCCUCCGGAAGUGGUCUCACUCUGCCAAGCAAACUUCAUCAUGGACAGCGCCUACUUCUGCGAGGCCGAUGCCAAAAAGUGCAUCGCUGUGGCCCCUCGCGCCGAGGUUGAAUCGCGUGUAGAGCCAAGCUUUAACCAGGAAGACAUGUACAUCACCACAGAAAGCCUUACCACUACCGCUGGCCGGUCUGGGACCGCAGAGCGGGCUCCGAGCUCGGGGAUGCCCGUCCCGGACUACACCUCCAUUCACAUCGUUCAGUCUCCACGGGGCCUCGUGCUCAAUGCGACUGCCUUGCCCUUGCCCGACAAAGAGUUUCUCUCAUCAUGCGGCUACGUGAGCACAGACCAACUGAACAAAAUCAUGCCGUAGCCUUGCUUGGAUUUCCCACAAGCUACGUAUUUAAUGGUGAAGAGUUGGCUAGGGCCUGAGUGCUUAAACCAAAACGAUGUUUAAACCUUUCUGGGGGCGAUGAGGGGGUGGAUUCUAAAUGCCUUUUCCUGAAUUGUUGAAACAGAAUAUUAAAAAAAAAAAAAAAAAAAAAGAGGCCUAAGCAGAUAGAUAUUCCUAUUGUGAAUUGUAAAUAUUUUAAAGAAUUGUCUCAAAGACUGUUUAGUGGCACUGAUUGUCUUGUUAAUGUGGGUGUUAAUUUUGUGAUACUAAGCAUUGAAUGGCUGUUUUUAAUGUAUAGUAAAUCAUGCUUUUUGAAAAAGCGAAAAAUCAGGUGGCUUUUGCAGUUCAGGAAAAUGGAAUGCAAAUCAGAGCACAGGCUAUUUUUUUUUUUAAAUAAUUGGGAACUAAAAUUAUAGGUAGGAAGGCAAAAAAUAGUUUGGAUAUGUAAAACAUUUAUUUUGACAUAAAAUUUAUAAAGAUAUUUUUAAUAAUUUACACUUCAAGCACGGCUAUUUUGUAUCACACUACACGCUGUGUACUGUAGUUCAUGCAGACCCGUCUAAAGAAUGUAGCGACUACAGUCUAAAGCUGGUUUGCUGCUUGGUCAGUAUACCUAAAGAAAAACAAAUAAGCAGGUUAGUUUUUUACCAGGCCCUUUUUAUACCUCCCCAAACUCCUUAAACAGUUCUAAAAUGAUUGUAGUUACCUGCAUUACUGGAACACGCUCAUCUUAUUUAAAAUUUUUUUUUCAAAUAUUUGUUAAUUGAAAAAAACUUUCAGAUGGAUGCACAGGUCAACUUGUCGUGAACCGAAACAGUCAGACAAAAAACUCUUUCUUACCUGAAUUUUGGUUCAUGUCAGAGAGCUCCACAGUAGGAGAGGUAGAAAGGAUAGCCAGGCCCGGUGGGCAGGCUGCUUGGGUGCUCCUGUUGAAUGGGGAGGGAGUUUUUAGUGCGGACAUGAUGAUCCUGAGAGGUAGACCCCAGAAGCUCUGCAGUAGCAUCUCUUCAGACAUGACUUGAUUUUGUUACAUGGUUACCGAAGAAGGGAACAAAGUACAAGAAGCAUUCUGUAAGUUGAAGUAGGUCGAAGCGAAGUUCAACCAGAUCAUGGAAUACAAAGUUCAAGAAACAGGUUUUUGUUUCCCAGCCGAUAGCCAGACAUACACCCACUCGUCCUGGUAACAAGAAACAGAAGGAACAAGAUUUUAAAUCCCCACAGAGAAGUCAAAAUUUUCUUAAACCCAUAGCGGAAACUUUCUUCCUCACCAAACCCUCUCUCGGGUUUAUUUAAAGUAGCAAACGAAGAAGUCUCCUCAUUUUUUAUUUCCCCUCUGAGUGGCUUGGCCUCAAAGCGGGUAGUCAGAAGGAAAAGAAGGGGCCUGAAAUGAUGUAUAAAUUAUUGUUCAAUCCCUUAGUAACCUCAGCACCAUUCUUAGGAGCGUUGGGAUUGCUCCCCAAAAGGUUUGUCAAAGGAGAAGAAUCUCAUCUCACUGAAGAAUGCUUCUCACUUUAAGUAUUUUUUUUUUUUUUUACAUUUAAUGAAACUUUAAAGUUAGCUGUAACUUAAAUAGUAUUUGCCAUUUAGCUCAGACCUUUUUAGGAAACAGGCUUAAUGGUUGGUAAUUUUAAAUUCCCUCUUUCUUGCAGGAAGGACAGUGAAAAGCUAGAACUGGGUGUUCCAAGUUCAACAUGUUACUUUGUAAUAAGUGUUUAAUAGGUUUUCUGCUACCUUGCUGCUAUGGUUUUCUCUAAGAGCUACAUAAUUUAGUUUCAUAUGCAAUUUCAUCAAUGUAGAACCUAAUUCAACUUAAAACUGUGUGCUUGGGAAAACUAUCUUACUGUUUCACAAUAGGCUGACAACAAUUUCUAUAGCCAAAAAUAGCUAAAUACCUCAAUCAGUCUCAGAAUGUCAUUUUGGUACUUUGCUGGCCACACAAGCCAUUAUUCACUAGUAUGACUAGUUGUGUCCUGCAGUUUAUAUUUAACUUUCCUUAUGUCUGUGGAUUUUUUUCCUUAAAAGUUUAAUAAAUUUAUUUUCUUGGA